UCAUCCGCACUGACCGCGUCAAGCGCAACAACCGCGACAACCGCCUCAGCCUGGAGUCCAGCUUCCCCCCACCAUGCACAUGGACAGAGAAGGAUUGUUCCAAAAAAAGAUUGGUGUAAACAGAAAAUUUGGAUAUUCAACACACACAUUGGAUUCUGAGUUGCUUUCAAAGUUUGGUUUUAUCCUGGAUUAACAUUGCAGCUUAGAGAAGUUAUGCUGUAUAGGCUGUUCUCUGCUCUCUGUUUCUGUUCCUAUUCAUCCCAGGCUGUGGUUAGAACAGAUCUAGCAUUCACUGAUGAAUGAAAUUUUGGUGCCAAAUUCUUUUUAUUUUCAUUCACAUUUAUGUAGUCUUGGACCUGAAACUGUUUGGGAUCUACUCCAGCGACAUAACUACCAGCCUGUGUGGUGUGGUACAAACUGCGUACGCCCGUAUAACUGUGUGAACCUAGCAGUUGAAAAUCACGUCCGUUAUUUGAGUCUUUUGAUUGGUGACAUCAUGGGGUGCAGGCAGAGCGUGGUGCAGGAGGCGGAGGAGAAUUCCGUCGAGUCCAUCAGGUACAGCCGGCGCUCCACUAAAAUAAAGCGCAGCAAGAGAAAAAAGCUGAGCAAGACAAAAAGCGGAGGGCACGAAACAAAACAGAACGGGUCCGAGGAUAUCAUGCAGGAUUUAGAAGAGAUACCGAACGCUGUUUCUGAAGAAGAGGUGUCAAAGAAAUCAAAAGACGGCAGGAAGAAGUUGAAGAAAAAAAACAACACAAACGAGCGUUCGCAAAUGUUUGGUAAUCAGUCUAUAAAAAAUGUUUUGACUUUGUCGGUAGACACGCCGGAGGCAGCUGAGAUGGAAGCGAAGCAGGGAAAGUUUGGGUCCAAACACGUCUUCCCCAUCUGGGAGUCCCAUUACAAUGAGACCUGUAAAUGUGUGAACAAUGACCACAGCGACAACGCCACGCCCCCUGGUGACAGGCGGAAGUCCAGCCUCAACUCCGACCACUUGUGUAAACGCUGCUCGCAGCUUGUCCUCAACAACAAGCGGACGGUCACCAACAAUAACAACAGCAGCAAUUCUCCGAGUACUCUCGCUGGACCGGUCAGUCCAGACGGCGCCGCCGCCAACACCGUUGACAAUGUGCCCAGCGACCCCAACAGUCUUACAUCUGACCCAUUCCAGACACUGUCCCAGCAGACGCAGAUAGCAGCUAUAGCCAACCUGUUGGUACUGGCUGCGCUAGAUCUGUCAGUCCCAGCAAGUUCACUUCUAGUCAAGAACAGGAAGAAUGCCUGGAUCCAGCUGGCUGGACAUCCUGGUUCCUUUGCGCCAGCUGGCCCUAACACCAUCUGGAAGAAAAGACUUGUCAAAGAGAACUAUGAGACCCUGGCCUAUCAGGCUCUUUCAGAGUUCCCCCAGUCCAAACACAUCAUGCCAGCCUUUUAUCGUGAGGUGGAGUUUAAUGGGGAGUAUUUUAUUGAGAUGGAAGAUUUGUUGCACCACUUUCAUGAUCCCAGUAUUAUGGAUAUUAAAAUGGGUACCAGGACAUUCCUAGAGGCUGAGGUGAAGAAUCCUGUGCUAAGGAAAGAUCUGUACGAGAAGAUGGUCAAAGUGGACCCCAACGCACCCACAGAAGAGGAGAGGGCACAAGAAGCAAUCACAAAACUUCGAUAUAUGCAGUUCAGAGAACAAGAAAGCUCUACAGCCAGUUUAGGCUUUAGGAUAGAGGCCAUCAGAAUGACAGGGGAACCUCCCAACACAAACUUAAAGAAAGUCAGAACAAAAGAAGAGGUCUCGUACUUCAUGGAGACAUUUGUGCAGGACCAUGCAGUGGUCAUCCCAAAGCUGUACGAGCGCUUGUGUGAUAUUAAGGAGAAAUUUGAAUCCAUUCCAUUUUUUAGCACGCAUGAGAUCAUUGGUAGCAGUUUACUGAUCAUGUAUGACAGGAGCAACAACGCUGGGGCCUGGAUGAUUGACUUUGCUAAAACCAUUCCCCUUGAUGGCAUCACAGUAAAUCACAGAACGCCAUGGCAGAUAGGAAAUCAUGAAGAUGGAUAUUUGACUGGCUUGGAUAACCUUGUUGAGAUCUUGGGUAAACUUGUGGAGAAACAGAAAGCAGAGUCAUCCGUGGAACCAUCCUAAAUCCAGCAGUCCAUUUCCUCCUACCAGCAACAAUUCUAACUCCUACUGCAAGGCCAGUAAAGUGUACAGCACCAGUCAUGCAAUCAUUCACCUCUGACUGCAGAAUCAAUCAUGCAAUCAUUCACCUCUUGACUGCAGAAUCAAUCAUGCAAUCAUUCACCUCUGACUGCAGCAUCAAUCAUGCAAUCAUUCACCUGUCACUGCAGCAUCAAUCAUGCAAUCAUUCACCUGUCACAGCAGCCUCAAUCAUUCAUCUGUGGUUGUUGCUGUUCUAUCCCAUCUUUGACUCACAGAUUUAAUUAAUCCAGAUAACACCUCAGUUAUCAGUCAUUAAGGAUAAAGGAAAUAUCAUCCAGUUAAAACCUGUUCAAGAGAACACCCAAGGUCAUUACUAGAAAACUUGUGUAGAUCAAACACAAGAAAACAAGAUCAAACAUGUACAGUUACUUAAAAGAUUUAAAAGACCCCAUAAGAUCAAAGAUCUACACAAGAGAACAAAGUCCUUACAAUAGAUCAAAAUAAUCCUCCAAUGGUGUAUUUUUGCUGUUACUUCAGUCCUUUGUUUAGAAGUAAAUUAGAUGUCAACAUUUUAGAUUGUGAGCACUUAGUGUGCAUAUAAUAGCACAUACUAUUUUUAUAAAUACAAGAAAUGUUAUUUGUAUUGGUUUAUAUAAUUUUUCUGUCGAUUUUUAUCAUUGAUAUUUAUUUUAUGUACAGUUUUGUAACAAACAAUUUAAAAAAUGUGUAACUUGAUGUGAACAAACAUGAGUCACCCAAUGUAGAAACUUGUUUGUCAUCUUACUACUGCCAGGGUUCACUGGGCAACAAACACCCCCACCACUUCAUUUUCAGCAAGGGAAAUCACUCUAUCUUACCCCAAUAUGUAAUGUAGGGAAUGUUUUAAUAAAUAAAUAGUUGCAAACAAAAUUAAAAUAGCAGUGAAGUUUAUGUAUUUUAUUAGUCUUAUGAAUUUUUUUACACGGAAAUAAAAUAUUUAAUUUUAUAUGAAAGUUGAUGCAGUAUAUUCUGUUUCUUCUGCGACAUAUUGAAAUACAAACUUGAGCUAAUCUGUAGCUUUGAACUUUCCCAUGACUUAUCUGUACAAUCUCCUACAAGAAAUGUUAACUGUAACUGUAGUGUUAAAGGCAAUAAUAGUUAAUAUUUUUCUGUUUUGUUUACUUUUAAUGGGUGCCAAACAUUGAGUGAUGUUGCCAAUUUGACCAAUCACUUGUGUUUCAUCAUCACAUUCUCCAUCACACAUCAAACCAUUCAUACGCCUUUUAUUGUGUGAAAGAUUAUUUCAUUUCAUUUUUUUAAAUAUAAAAACAGCUAUGCAUUGUUGUAAAACGUGUGAAUAUUUUUUAGAAGACUAAAACUACAUAUUCAUAUUCCUUUGUAAAUGUAUGACUUACUUGCAAUCUGAAAAAAAAAUUUUUUUCAGAACUGUUUAUUUUGGCCUGUUAUUGACCAUUGUAAAUGUUUUUUUCUUACAUCUUUACUUUAAAAGAGGUGACAGUUUUUAAAUGUGUAUGGGUGACUUUUCAUCAUCUAUUCAUUUCAUUAUUUAAUUUUUGCCAAAUUAACACAUUUUUUUUUUUUAAAUUUGACACCAGUUUUGUGGUGCUAUAUGUUCCCAUAUAGAUCUUAUAGGCUGUAUAAUCUCUGGUGUACCUGUUUGUGAACUUACAGUAAAGAGAUGUUGGCCUAUGCAAUCUGUUGCCUGGUUGACAUUACAUUUGUACUUGAUUCUUUUUGAUGCUACAAUCUAGUGGCCAAAUGUGUAUAGAUAUUAACUGUUUUAUAGAAGUUUGUUUUAUGAUAGCUAGUACAUUCCUAUAAAAUGAUCCUAAAGUCUAGGGUUAGUACAUUUCAGUUGUGUAACCAAAGAAUGUCUGUCAUGCAGUGGAGAGUGGCGUACAGCCUCGGACUAUUGUAUAUUGUGACAUCAGUAAACCUGUAUGUACGCAGUUCUGCUUGUCUCAUAAGGGUAAUCAUUAAAGCAAUUCUAAUAAUUUUAAAGAAUGGGGUGGGGUAGGGGGCUAAUAGUAGUCUCGAUUAAAUUUUAUUUAACUUUAUUUUAGUACUAUUUUAUCCAUUUUCUUUUCGUAUAGUUGGAUAAAUAACUUGAAAACCAAAACAUAGUCUGCUUUUUACAUCUGGGGAAUUAGUUUCUGUUUUUCAUCAAAUUUUGUUUUGACAAACAGUUGUAACAGUUAACUCAGCUGAUUUAAUUCAACUAGAUCUAAGCCAACUGCACUAGAUCUUAGCCAUCUGAAGCUGAUAGGCUUGAAACAGAUCUUACCCAUUUGAAGCUGAUAGGAUUGAACCAGAUCUUAGCCAUCUAAAGCUGAUAGGAUUGAACCAGAUCUUAGCCAUCUGAAGCUGAUAGGCUUGAAACAGAUCUUACCCAUUUGAAGCUGAUAGGAUUGAACCAGAUCUUAGCCAUCUAAAGCUGAUAGGAUUGAACCAGAUCUUAGCCAUCUGAAGCUGAUAGGCUUGAAACAGAUCUUAGCCAUCUGAAGCUGAUAGGCUUGAAACAGAUCUUAGCCAUCUGAAGCUGAUUUGAUUGAACCAGAUCUUAGCCACCUGCUAAUGUUGUGAAGCCCAAGAUGUGUAUAGCUGUAACUGUUAUCUUGUACAGUAUUAUGAUCCACCAUUGUAUUGGAGUGUCACAAGUUCAUUAUAUGUGAUCCAUGCACAACAUAGCCGCCACUAGAGUCCUCUAGUACAUCACCCUGUUUAAAUAGUGUUACAGAAUUAUGAUACCCACACAGGCAAAUAAACAUUUUCUUCGAUGUGCAAUCCUUUACAUACAUGCAACACAAUGUUAGCUAAUACUUAGCGAAACUAUACCAGGUUACACAGCUUAGUUGUGUACCUACAGUUAGUGUGUAAUGGUGAUGUUACAGGUACCCUAAACUUACAUUUGGUCGGCACAAAUUUUGUUCCUUGCUUCAUUAAUGCUGACAAUGCUUUAUAAUGUGUUAGCUUUAAAUAUUUCUUGUAAGGUGUGACUAGCUGUAUGAGGUAGAAAAUUGUCCUAAAGAAAGACCAACAGUUUUAGGAUUAUCUUUAAAAAUUCGGGCCUUAUCCAGAGGUGUAGCAACCCAUUUUGGUGCCCGGGGCGAGCUUUCAAUUUUGCAUCCAUUUCCCUCCCAUAAUUAUUCAUGUUGAAGAAAAAGUCAGUUAACAUUUAUCUCCAUAUAACACCAGUAAUAUAGAAAACUGUUGUUUUAGCCCAAGUAGCAUUCUAUUUACUUUAUUUCAACUUUAAUGCAGCUCGAAGAGAGCUUUUUAUUUUAUUUUUCCAUACAACUUGGCAC
Molecule: messenger RNA, 5451 nt
Organism: Physella acuta
Lineage: Eukaryota; Metazoa; Mollusca; Gastropoda; Physidae
Product: inositol-trisphosphate 3-kinase homolog
Biological process (GO): phosphatidylinositol phosphate biosynthetic process; inositol phosphate biosynthetic process
Cellular component (GO): nucleus; cytoplasm
Molecular function (GO): inositol hexakisphosphate kinase activity
Source: RefSeq, a predicted model, not a curated record